UUGACCAUUUAUAUCGACGACAGUUUAUUGUGAAUACUUAACAAGUGAUGACAGUCGUUUUUCCGCCUAAUAAAUAAAAAUAAUUUCAAUAAAUUUGCAUGUAAAACUUUCCUACAAAAUUGAAAAAACCGACCAAAUAUUAUUAUAAUACGUAAAUUUAUCCAAUUACCUUGGCCUUUACUUGCCUGCAUUCAAAUUGAGUAAAAAAACAGAGAAAAUUUAUUUCUCAGAGAGCAAUUUAUUUAUUUGUUUAUUUUGGAAAUAAAUAUACACACACGCAAAUAAACCCCUUUAUUGCAGUAGUACAUCAAAAGUGUAUACCUAAAAAAAACUCCUUUUUUAUUGCAAAAAAAAACUUUUAAUGAGUUUGUGUUUGUGUUUAAAGACGGUACUAACACAGAGCAAAGCACGCCGCUCGCUACUGUAGACGCGUUUGGCGGCCCAUGACCGUAUGUUAUGUAGGAAAUGUCUAUGAAAUGAAUGACAAAGACGAGUUGUACCCAAAGAAUUCCAAGAAAUAGAUCAACUGUUGGCGUUAUUCGUACAAAUUCAUAUGAACGAUAUUUUAUAAGACAUCAAACGAUGCUGAAAUCCUUACUCCUAUUCCUAGUUUCCCUAAGUUUAGUCAGUCAAAUCUGCGGAUUUGGAUAUGUUGUGCCAGAAGUAAUUUAUGCCUUUGAAAAUGAAGUGGACCACUCGAUCGAGUGCACCUUUGAUCUCAAACAAGGUGACGGCCUUACAAGCAAACAUUUGCUCUUUAACGAGACCUGUGAUAGACUCAGCUGGAAAACGUACGACACGACACACAAAAGCGUCGAAAUCCUAUCAAAAAACAAAAUCCGGCUAAAACUUCCAAAUCUCCCGUAUUCCCGAUGCGAAUAUACGUGCCAGCUGGGAAAGUCACGAGUGGCAUUUACGUCAGUGAUUGUCGGUAAACGUUUGGGCAACGUGAAAGAUUUCAGCUGUCGCAGCAAAGAUUGGCUGAACAUGACGUGCGCUUUCAAGGAGAUGGACAACUACAUCCCGUUGUCAUAUCGACUGACAUACAAGCUGGAUCGGCAUCGUGCCGGCAAUUAUUACAACUGUCCGUUGCACAACGACUCGAAACGCGGUCAAUAUUGCGACUUGUACUACAAGGGCGAAACCACGUCCGGUAAUGUUGAGAAAUUCAAGGCUGACGAUUAUUUUUAUUUCACCCUGGAGUCACGAUAUGCCGAGAAAACGGGACUUGUGGGAACAAAUACGGAAAAUUUCGAAAUUGAUCACUUGGCGAAUGUUGUUCCUGCUGCCCCGACGGACCUUUUGGUGACCAAUACAACCACCGAUGAAGCAACUUUGACGUUUAAAGUCCCAUCGCAUUACAAAAAUACCAGAAUUUCGUUCGAUUACGAAGUUCAAACGAAAUGUCAGUUCGACGAAAGCUGGCAAUCGACGAAUUUCACGAAUAUUCAUCCAACGACGAGCGAAUUGCGUGUCCCGCUGAGGUAUCCUUUCACGGAAUAUGACCUUCGACUAAGGGUAAAGUCCCAUACCGCUCAAAAUACGGAAGAAAUGUGGUCCCCUUUUGUAACUGAAAAAGUUAAAACCUUAAGUCGCGUGCCGGAUCGUCCCCCAGAAUCCACUUUCGGUGCCUUUUACAUCCAUGACGACGAUAAUUUGACGAUUUACUGGCGGCAUCUCGAGAAAUACGAAGAAAAUGGACCAGAUUUCCGGUAUGACAUCCGAGGACCAAAAACUAAGGAAAUUACAAGCAUUUCCGCUCAAUUCCCGCAUCUUCAUCUCUCAUCCCAGGAACAUUAUUUUGAAAUUUUUAGCUCUAAUAUCAAUGGAACGUCGCUAAAACCCCUGAAAAGUCACGUACCAGUCAAAUCCGAACUACUUGACGUCCAAAUAUCGCUCGUGCAGAUAUUCCAGAGAGAUGAGGCGAACAAACAUAAUUUGACGUGGACCGUUAAGGGCACGGAAGAACACUUAAUCGAUAAAUUUGUCAUGUUCUCGUGCAUUUCCAUAUCGGGAAACCCCAACACCUGCGACGGACAGUUCAGUUACGUGACAGUUUCGAAGGAAAAACGGUGGAUUAUGUUCGAUGCCGAUCCAACUUUGCUCUAUGCCAUUGCGGCAUAUGCUGGCGAACGCACUACUGGCAUGAAAUGGAGUGAAUGUCGUUCAAAUCCGCCCAAUUAUAUCGGGAAAUUAUUACAUGCAGCAAUUGAUCGAAUCGACCCAUACUCACUCAGUAUCAACUGGAAAGUCGAUUGUCCCGACAAAAUGGUCAUCCAAAAAUUUAAUAUCACAAUUUGUGAGGAACCUUCCAGCGUGAAAUGUCAUUCUUUGUACCCAGAAAAGCACGUAAGAAGUCAAUUUGUUCAAGAUUUGAAGCCGUACACGGUUUAUCGGGUCUUGGUGAGCAUGAUUUCAACUUCCGGCAAGAAUGGCGCGCCUUUUGAGGUGCUGGAAAAGACUGCAGAAACUGCUCCGAGUGCUCCAAGAGAUUUAAAAUACUCAAAUCUCACCGCUAAUUCCGUAAAAUUGAGUUGGACGAAGCCGGAAACGAUAAACGGGCUCAUCCGUCAUCACAGAAUUGAGUUUUUCAGCUACGAAAAAGAUACGGAGACAAAUGAGACGCGAUUUAUUGCUCAUAAACACGAGAAAAAUAUGGAAGUUAAUUCGACUUCGUAUAUUUUGGAUGGACUUCGAAGCUUUACCAAGUACGAUGUGUAUCUUUUUGCAUGUACGGUCGAGUGUUCCAACAAGUCUUCGAAUAUUAUCAAGUUUCAGACGGAAAUUGGGGCUCCGGAGAUGCCUUUGUCGUUAACGGUGAAUGACCAAAUGAUUUCCUGGACCGAACCAAACCAUUUUGGAGGAAAUUUGUCAUUUUAUGAAGUCAAAAUUGAGUCUCAUAGUGCCUCGGAAGAAGCUUCCGUGGUCUACAGAGUAAAAUCCACCAGUUGUCGCAUCCAUAGUUUGUGUCAGAAGAAGAAAAAUGAAUAUAAAAUAUUUGUUAGAGCUGUUAAUGUCAUCGAUCCUGACGUUUAUUGGGAGUCUCCUGACCCAGAUGAGCUCAGAUUUUGCAGCGAAGAGGAUCAAGACCUUUCAAACCUCUCAGAUUAUCAAAUAAUUUACGGAGAAUGGAGUUCCUCGCCUUAUAACUGUUGGAAUUUGGCGGCAUUUAAUCUUUCCUACAUCCUCGGAAUGCUAUUUUUCUUGAGCAUUUUCCUCGUUGGAGCGUUUUUAAUCUACCGAAGACUCAAUGAAUGCAUGAAUAUCGAAAUUGACUUGCCACCGGGCGUCAAAGAUAUCAACGACGUGCACAUCAGAUCAAAAACCAACCUUUUCAUCUUUCAAAAAUUAUUUUCUCGCGAUCCUAUGUCCGCUGCACAGCAAGAUAUUGUUUUGGUAUAUGGUGCUCAAAGUCCCGAAGAAGUCACCAGCAACGAACAAAAUGAGCCUCUUUUACCGCCACUCGAGGAUUUCCGUAAAAAAUUGCCUCCGAUCCGCGAAAUGCCGGAACGAGACAUGGAAAAAACUCAAAAUAAGACAAAAAUCGCGGAAAAUUUGACGCCUUAUGUGGAAAUGAAACCCACAAAAGCUCCGGAAUCCUUUGAACUGAUGUCACCUGAAACGCCAUAUUUGCAAAUGAGGCCAUCUCCCACUUCAAUCCCGGCGAAUCUUCCACCGAAUAACAAUUACGUGCAAAUCUCAAAGGGAAUCACGCCAACAAAUUACGUAAAAAAUGUCGUUCAACCGAAUGUGCGGACGUCGUUGAAGGAUGAAAUGCUGAAAAUUAGUCAAGAGCAGCAGAAACCAGUAAUGUCGGGUUACGUUCAACCAGGAUUCACUGGACGAUGAUUUUUGCCUUCUUAAAAAUUUGUGAAACCAAAAAAAGUGCCAUUAUAGCUUUAAUUAGCAUUUAAAAUACUAAAAAAAAUACGUUUAAUUGAACAGAAUCAGUAUUUUUCUUAUAUCAAAGUUUUGAUGGAAGAAAUAACCAAAAAAUAUUAAAAUAAAAUUAUGUUAAGUUUUAAAUUAAAAAAAAAACAAAAUUGAAAAAAUAUCUUCCUAUUUUAAGAAUUAAUAAGAUUUUAUUUUUAAAUUAAAUGAAGCGAGAAUGACUGUUAAAUUGUUGCCUUU
Molecule: messenger RNA, 4131 nt
Organism: Culicoides brevitarsis
Lineage: Eukaryota; Metazoa; Arthropoda; Insecta; Diptera; Ceratopogonidae
Product: cytokine receptor-like
Exons: 9
Coding region: 481-3849 (1122 amino acids)
Biological process (GO): peptidyl-tyrosine dephosphorylation involved in inactivation of protein kinase activity
Cellular component (GO): signaling receptor complex
Molecular function (GO): protein binding
Source: RefSeq, a predicted model, not a curated record